CAGGAAUGAGACACAGAAAGAGAGACAGGAAUACAGGAAACGAACAGUAUGUUAAGUUUCGAUACUUCUUUCUACAGGAGACACUUCACUUCAUCACUGUAAUCUGAAGCAGAGAAAUGGAUUGUCUACUAGAGAUUGAACUGAAAAUCCCGUCAACACAUCCUGUAAUACAGUGUGUAAUUCAAAACGACCUCAAGAGUCUAAAAAAAUUACUGAGGGACAAUGACAUUAAUGGACGGUUCCCCUGCAAUGAGUUGGGUGAUUUUAUAACCCCACUGAUUGCUGCUGUUGUAUAUCAAAAGAGUGAUAUUGGCAUUUACCUUCUAAAGGAGAAUGGCGAUCCAAAUGCUUUUUCCAAAAAGAUCUUGACACCUUUGCAUUACGUUGGAUGGCACAAUGCACCGGCAAUUUUUGCAAGGAUGUUACUUGAUGCGGGCGCUGAUCCAAACGGAUGUUUGGAUCAGCGAUUCACACCUCUGCAAAUAGCCGGCAUUUAUGACAGUAAUGAUGUCAUGAAAGAGCUCCUCUCUGCUGGUGCACCGGUAGACUUGAUACAUGCGACUAAACCUGAAGAUGAAUCUUUCAAUCAUAAAAUAGCUCAGUCAAUUUUUAGGUUAGCUUCCAGUGGAGAUGAACGAUCCUCCAAAUUAAAGGAUUUUGUGGAACUGAAAAUUGCUGUGCUACAAGGACAAAAACCAGAAGAAGUGUUUAGAACUUUUGACAGUCGUAUGCUAUGGGUUGAUCCUCAGACUCAUCUGACCAUGAUUGAAAUACUCUUUACUGUUACUGGAGAAGAUGAAGACAAAUACCGCAGAGAAAGCGUCAAAUGGCUGAAAGAAACUGGAAAUUUGAACUCCUUCAUUACAGGGGCCAUGAGUCGCCUUCCAAAAAUUCAUCAGCAACAUGUAUAUUGUUCAAUAAAGAGUUUACAUGCAGUCUUUUGCACAAUGGAGCAGAUCCCAGUUGAGCAAGCACUGGUUAUCAUCCCACAACUAUUGGAAAGACUUGGCUGCAAAGAGAGACCUGAUAUUAAGCUGUUAGAAGCUGUUCAGUCAACACUAUAUGUGAAAACAGAGAAAACACAAGUCACAAAUGGCUGGCAUCCCAGUUUUAUUGAGAUGUUGUGUGGGACAGUUGCUCCUUUUGUCAACGAUCAAUACUCCUCUGACAUCCGAGUCUACACAUAUGGCAUAGUUGGAAACUUGUUGUCUGUUGAACAUGCCGUUAGCAUCUUUACAUCAGCAGGGAUAACGUCAGUGCCAGAGGACAAACUGGAAUCUGCAGAUGUGAAAAUGAAUGACCAGCUGAAAGAAGUGCUCAGACGACUGAAAGAUCAUUUGAGCAAACUCAACGGGGAGUGUGAAGGGGCAAGGAAAAAGACCCAAGACCCAAAUGAUGAAGUUUGCAGUGCUUCAACUGAUCCAGCAGUUCCAGCUGAAGCAUCGGGAACACACAACUGGCUACCAAUUAGCGAGAGGUGGAGGGAAAAAUUAGAGAGGCUUGUACGCUACUUAAAUACUGAUGAAAGUAAAGUCACCAGAAUUGGGAGCAUUGCUUACAUCAAUGAUGUUGACUUUCGCAUAGCGAAAGGGAGCGAUGGUACUGAAGUCUUCUUGGGGCUGAGAGGAAGUGAUGGCCAUGAAAUUGCAAUUAAGAGAAUGUCUAAAACCAACUAUCAAGUGCUGAAGAAUGAGGAAGUACUUCUGCGACAUCCAAAACUGUACGAUAGCUGGGUUGUGAAAUAUGUUGACUUUGCAGAAGAUGAGAACUUUGGAUAUCUUUGUCUUCAACUUUGUGAAAAAACCCUGGAAGAAUAUAUCAGAAACAAUGAUGGCAGUCUGUGUCCAAAGGAACUUGUCUAUGACGUCCUUUACAGUUUAAAGUCACUUCAUUGUCAAGAGCCACAAAUUCUCCACCGAGAUCUCAAACCACAAAAUGUUUUAAUCGAUGUGACCGGAAGGGCAAGAUUAGCUGAUUUUGGCAUAAGCAGACGUUUGCCCAAAGACCAAACUACUUGUCACACACGCAGUGCAGGAACAGAAGGCUGGAUGGCCACAGAGACUUUAAAAGAAGAUGAAGACAUACCAUACAAACCGAGCACAGAUAUACAGGUGGCAGGAAUGCUGAUUUAUUUCAUCCUCUCCGGUGGACACCAUCCUUUUGGUGGUGAACGCUAUAAGCUUAUGUCAAACAUUCAAGAGGGGAAGUAUAAGUUGGACCACAUUCAAGAUGUGGUGGCAAAGGAUCUCAUCGAGAGGAUGAUCGAUAAAGAACCACAGAACAGACCCAGAGUGGAAGAGUGCUUGAGUCAUCCCUACUUCUGGACCAGCACAAACAAAGUACAAUACUUGAGCCAUGUUGGAAACAUGAAGGAGGUGGCAAGCCGACAAAAUGUUAACCAGGAGUUGAUUUCGAUGCUGGAUGAAUGUGCUGAGGGUGUUUUCUACAAUCAGUGGAAAACUGAGUUUUCACCCGACUUGGUGCAGAGGAUGGAUGACAAGAAGAAACCAUACCCACAAAACAUACUGGGAUUACUCCGCUUCAUGCGAAACCUCCAGGUGCACUAUGCCGAUGAUGCAGCCAGCGUUGACCUGAUAUCACUGUUUCCCCAUCUCUUUGGAUGCGUUUAUAAAUGCGCCAUAAGGAAAGGGUGGAAUUUAGAGAAUCCCCUGAAGGAAAUGUUCAAACCAGAAGAGACAGUAGGUGCCAACAGACAUGAAGUGGAACCCAAAAACUAUGAAGAGCACGUCGGCCUUGCAGUUCAAGAAUCUGAACACACUUUUACUGAGCCAACUGCAAAUGCCAAAAGCAGCAUCAGCCGUAUCUAGUCCAGUAGAACUACCGUUGACAGACUCUGCAUUGAUGAUGAAACUACACCAUUCAUAGAGACUAUUUGAACAGGCAGUUUAAAUGAACGUUAAUCACUGCCUCCUAUAUUUGUUAAUAGAUUUGUAUUAACAGUUAAUACAACAAUCCUGUGCUGGGUACCUAGGUCCCGGGCUUUGUAUUAAAAAUCCAAAAUUAGCAUGGUGCUGUUUUCCUCAGAUUCAGAAGUCCAAGGCUGGUCGUCAAAAUAUUCCUCUUUCACUAUAUUAUGACGAUUCAGUAUUUAAUAAUGUAUAAUACAGGACAAUAUAUUGAUUUGAUAUUAUUAUGCAAACUAUUUUUUUAUUACUGUAGUUUGAGAGUAUUGAUAAUAUUUCACUAAAGAAUGCAGACUCCUUGAAUUGCAUUCUUACACAUUGAGUUAUAUACAUCAUGUUUAAAUCAAUAGGAUGAGUUAAGUAAAGUAAAUGAUUUCAAGGGACUUUCUUUUCACUUUAGUAUUUUGUCUGUGAUUUUGAUGAAGUUUUUACACUUGACCUUGAGAAUUAAAAGGAACGAUUCUAUUUUUUCUGGCCACAGUAGAUACUUAUUUUACAAAGUUGAGGAUUAUACCGAAGUAAUAUGAUCAGAACAAUCAACAAUGCAUUUUCAUAGAGUACUAAAUCUAUAUUUCUUGAAAAAAACCUUGAAAAAUAUACAUAAGAAAUUUUGUUUUGAGUCAUUUCAGCUUCUUGAGAUGUUGUAUUGUUCUUAAAAUGUUGUUUUUCAUUUUUAAUAUUAUACUAAAAAAUAAACUUGAUCUAUCCAAACAUGUAAAAAUAUGAUUGUGAG
Molecule: messenger RNA, 3657 nt
Organism: Hippoglossus stenolepis (Pacific halibut)
Lineage: Eukaryota; Metazoa; Chordata; Actinopteri; Pleuronectiformes; Pleuronectidae
Product: sensor for unfolded proteins in the ER ire1
Exons: 7
Coding region: 117-2828 (903 amino acids)
Biological process (GO): intrinsic apoptotic signaling pathway in response to endoplasmic reticulum stress; IRE1-mediated unfolded protein response; mRNA processing
Cellular component (GO): IRE1-TRAF2-ASK1 complex
Molecular function (GO): protein serine/threonine kinase activity; RNA endonuclease activity; ATP binding
Source: RefSeq, a predicted model, not a curated record